GAUGUGUAGGUCGAAAUUCGGGAAAAAUAACCUUAAAAAUUAAGUUACCCGAAAAUUAUAAAAAAAAUAAACUUUAAAAAAUGAAAUAAAAAUUUCUACUGAAAUGUGUAAAAAAUGUGUAAAAAAGGUGAAAAAAAUGUUGUAGUGGAUUUGGGCGGUUAGUAUAAAUAAAAUGAAGGUUCCAAACGAACGGGACCUCCUACUACCAACAAAACCCAAAUUUAACCCAUUAAACCCUGUAAACUCCGUAAACAAUUUAAACCCUUUAAACUACGUAAACUCUGUAAACUCUGUAGAGAAUGUAAACAUUGUAAACAAUGUGGAGAAUGGGUUUGGAAUGGAGAGAAUGGAGGAGGAAUUGGAGAUGAGUAAGUUGAAUGAGUUUUGUAUGAGGUUGUUUCAUUCGGAUUUAUCGCCAAAGACGUAUUUGUUCUUGUUUGUGUCAAAUGUUAUUAUUUUACUCGAAAACAUCUUCGCCGAAGGGACAAUUUUACUCUGCUCCAUCCUGGAACUCUUUGUUACAAUUCUAUUCUCACUUGAAGUUUAUAUUAAUUAUGUUUUACACGGUAAUAAGUAUUAUAAAUCGUUUGAGGGGCUGUUGGACACUGUGAUGGUGACGGUCUGUGUGAUUUUUAUUAUUUCUGACGGGGACUUGGUUAACUUAAUCAAACUCGACGUCUCGAGGUCAAAGUCCUCAGACUACUUUGAAAUCGUCGUAUGCGUCGUCAGACUCGCCACGCAGUUCUUCAGACUCUACAGAUUCUACUCCAGACAUCGCAGAAACAAAAAAUUGUUUGGGCAGUACAUAGCGUUACCAGUUGUUAACACCGUUUAAUGUACUUUUAAUUUUUACACAUUAUCACUUUUAAUAAGCGAAAUUUGUAAUUUUACACCUUGUUUCGCGCAGUUUAGGGUGAUUUUCCGGUAAUUUCAUAAAUUCUUAA
This is a messenger RNA of Theileria parva strain Muguga, 944 nucleotides long. RefSeq names its product putative integral membrane protein. The transcript has 3 exons. Bases 173 to 835 code for a protein of 220 amino acids. The record is from RefSeq and is a predicted model, not a curated record. NCBI's taxonomy places the organism in Eukaryota, Apicomplexa, Aconoidasida, Piroplasmida, Theileriidae.